GCCGCCCCCAAUUCGUGUCAGACGUGAUGGCGGCCGACAUCAUGAAGACGCGCGACGUGGGAUUGCCUCCAUACAACCGCUACCGAGAGCUGUGCAAGCUGCCUGUGGCCGAGCACUUCCACGACCUCUACCAGUGGAUGCCCAAGGAGCAAGUGGAGGCCAUAACGGCGGCCUACGAGCACAUAGACGACGUGGACCUGAUGGCCGGGCUGCUGGGCGAGAGGGCCAUGCCAGGAGCCGUCAUGGGCCCGACGCUGGCCUGCAUCAUGACGGAACAGCUGCUGAGAUGGCGCAGGUCCGAACGGUUCUGGUACGAGAAUACCGUACACCCUGGCGCUUUUACUGGAGAACAACUGCGCGAGAUCAAGCGCAUCUCCAUGUCGAAAAUCAUGUGCGCGCACGCAGACUCUGUAGAAGCCAUCCAGCCGAACGUGUUCUACCUGCCUGGACGCGGAAACGAGAUAACAGACUGUUCCCGCUAUGAGGCUUUCAACUUUGCUCCGUGGAAGGACCACGAGUGCGAGCGGGACGGAGAAUACCUUUUCAAGAUACCCCACCAGACGUGGUGGUCGCCUUACUUGCCUUAA
Messenger RNA from Ostrinia nubilalis (European corn borer), 587 nucleotides. RefSeq names its product peroxidase mlt-7-like. Gene Ontology annotation, biological process: response to oxidative stress. NCBI's taxonomy places the organism in Eukaryota, Metazoa, Arthropoda, Insecta, Lepidoptera, Crambidae. The transcript is spliced from 4 exons. The coding region runs from base 27 to 587 and encodes 186 amino acids. Gene Ontology annotation, molecular function: heme binding; peroxidase activity. The record is from RefSeq and is a predicted model, not a curated record.